Messenger RNA from Fundulus heteroclitus (mummichog), 558 nucleotides. Its product is annotated as lactadherin-like. Lineage: Eukaryota; Metazoa; Chordata; Actinopteri; Cyprinodontiformes; Fundulidae. Bases 122 to 535 code for a protein of 137 amino acids. The record is from RefSeq and is a predicted model, not a curated record. The transcript is spliced from 3 exons. Gene Ontology annotation, cellular component: plasma membrane; protein-containing complex. Gene Ontology annotation, biological process: heterophilic cell-cell adhesion; establishment or maintenance of epithelial cell apical/basal polarity.
GCGUCUGAGUGCUGACAUUUCCGACAGCACUUUAAGGCAGCACUUGUUGAAUUCAGGGUGACGCGCAGCUCUGACCCGACAAAAACUCCACGGAACAAACUAAAGUGAGGGAAAAACAAUUAUGAAAGCUACAGGGGAUAUAACUACAGCGACCUUAGGAUCCUUCCUUCUGCUGCUUUGCGUGUGUUCAGUCAGAGCUGACUACUGUGAGGUGAACUCUUGCCACAAUGGAGCCACGUGUGUGAUGGGAGUAGGAGAGGACCCUUUCAUCUGCAUCUGCACAGAUGGCUUCGCUGGGGACACCUGUAACCUGACAGAGACAGGACCCUGCAGCCCAAACCCCUGUAAGAAUGACGGGUCUUGCGAGGUCGUCGCUCCGACCAGACGGGGGGACGUCUUCAACGAAUACGUCUGCAGGUGUCAGCCCGGCUUUGAAGGAGUGCACUGCCAGAUUAGUAAGCUGUUGUUGCCUUACCCUUGCUUGCUGAUGUCAAUUAGUAUUACAACUCCCAAGCUAAUCUUUGUUUUUAUUUAAGAUGUUUGGAAGGGCUUUUAUAA